ACAAAAUGAGGGCUGUGAGAUACCAAAGAAAGUUACCAGCAAGCUGGCCUGGGGAACAACCCAGAGUAGGUGCAUGGACAGCUCUUCCCAAGCCACCUGCGUCAAUGAACACCACCAAUGUGACACAGUGCCAGCCAUGGGAACUCCACCUUGCCAUCCCAGUCCUUUUUGGCAUCCUGUCAGUGGGCGGACUGGUCUUCAACAGCAUCAGCCUCUGGAUCUUCUGGUUCGCUAUCAAGCGCUGGAAUUCCAGCAUCAUGCUUCAGUUCAACCUUGCCUUGGUGGACGUCAUCAUCUUGCCGGUCACGCCGCUGAUGGUGACCUAUUUCAGCUUGGGUAACCACUGGCCCUUCGGACAGUUCAUCUGCCAGUUUCAAGGCUUCCUGCUCAGCACCCACCUGUAUGGAAGCAUCUACUUCCUGAUGCUCAUCGGUGUCCACAGAUACCAAGCCGUGGUCCACUACAAUGCCAAGUCUCUUUGGAGGCAGAAGUCCUUCUUGAAAAAGCUGGUCUUGGUCUUCUGGGCUUUCCUCAUUCUGCAAGGGCUCCCGCUCUUCUUCUUCCUCAGGACGGCAGUCAUUGGGAACUCAGUCAAGUGUCUGAGCAUCUACCAGACAGAGCUGACUUAUCUCUUUCUAGCCUAUAGCACUGCCCUAGGGCUCAUCUGCUUCCUCAUCCCCUUUGUCAUCUCCUUGAUGUCCUACGCAAUGUUGGGGGCCUACAUUGCCCGAAUCAGUCAAGCCAAUCUCCGAGGCAGAGUGAUGAAGUCCAAGUCCAGGCAGAUGAUCACCGUUGCCCUGGUCAUCUUUGCUGUCUGUUUCUCCCCUCUCCAUGUUUGUGGGACAGUGGCUGCCAUUGUGAGAUACUAUGGUGUGUCCUGUGAGCUCCUAUACCACGCAGAAGUCACCUAUUACAUUGCUGUUGCCUUCAGCAUGGUCAACUGUUGCCUGGAUCCCUUCAUCUACAACUUUGCCAAUGAGAAAUUUCACAAGUUCUUUUCCAACUCCCUAAGAAGAUUGUGCCUCUCUAAGUGA
Messenger RNA from Rhineura floridana, 1034 nucleotides. Its product is annotated as P2Y purinoceptor 2-like. The coding region runs from base 6 to 1034 and encodes 342 amino acids. NCBI's taxonomy places the organism in Eukaryota, Metazoa, Chordata, Lepidosauria, Squamata, Rhineuridae. The record is from RefSeq and is a predicted model, not a curated record. Gene Ontology annotation, molecular function: G protein-coupled receptor activity. Gene Ontology annotation, cellular component: plasma membrane. Gene Ontology annotation, biological process: G protein-coupled receptor signaling pathway. The transcript is spliced from 2 exons.